AUGAACACAAAAAGGAGGAAGCGUGAAGGCGACUAUCAUGAGGAAAUAUAUACCUAUAAAAAUGACGAAAAAUAUGACGAAGAAUUUUUAGAUAUAGAUAGCAACGUACUAAGGGUGUACGACAAAAAAGGGGGGUUACUUCGCCGACUAAAUAUAUUUUCCCCUAGGGGGAGAAGCAAGAAGGGCGCUAAAAGGGAGGGGAGAGGGAGAAGCCAGGCGAACAGGGUAACUACGAACAUUGUGAAUGACAUAAGGUACAUGGACAUACUACUGUGUGGGGAUAAGGACAGCGGAAAGACCACCUUCCUGAAUUGUAUAAGCUGCGUGGAGAGCUUUCGAUCGGGCAGCGGUGGUGAUGGCGGUUAUAGCGGUCAUAGCGGUGACAGCGGCGGUGUCGGUUGCAUCCCCCACACCCCGCGGAGGAACAAGCAAAUCGUGUGGAAUUACAACCGGCUGGAACUCCUGUCCUACGUCCCCAUCAUUUUCUCCAAACUGACGAACAGAAAUUACGAUGCGCUGAGAAAAACGUUCAAAAAAAAUUUUUUAGACACGGACAUAUGCCAAGCUUCCAUCUUUUUGACGCGGGAUGACUUGCAGUUUAUUAACUACGAGUUUGGUUUAGGGGGAGGCCUAGCCGCUGACCAUUUUGACUACUUGAAGGUGAACUUCUGUGAGUACGGCGAUGAUUUGCUUCGAAAAGUGAGGGCGUACCGCGAGGUGGGAAGCGGAAGAGGGGAGAGAAGCAGUAAAGGGGUGUACCUGGCGGAGUGUACAAAGCGGCGAACAAAGCGACCUCCGAACUGCCCCAAUGACGCAUCCAACUCCAGCACCGUCAUCAACAUCGUGGAAGGCGCGCUUCUACGAAUUAAGGAAACGAAGUACUUAAGCUACUUCAUCAAUUUGAGGAGGUCCUUCCUUUUGGUGAAGUCCACUGCGCGUAUGUACAAAAUUCUAAUGGGGAGAAGGAACAAAAGGAGGAGAGAAAGAACAGUCAACAUUGACGUCAGCGCGGAGGGAAAGGAAGAUCCCAGGGAAAGUGCACUUCUCUACAGAGCUCUUAACGCAAGCAAGUGUACAUUUAAAAGGGCAAACUGCCACCCACGUAAGUCACUUUUUAGGAAGAAAAAAAAUCUAUUCAUCACGAUAAAUGAGGAGCACGUUAUGAACACGUUUGCCUACUUAAGCAUUAUAAAAGAUUUGAAUAACUAUGAUAGGAAGGACGUCCUUUUUGUGGCUACCCGAGCGUUCGAUUUUGAGAAGCUCAGCAAGAGGUUCCACAUAUACUUUAACUUGAGUUACAAUUUGGAGGUCUUCAAUUUUGCGUUUAGGGGUAGUAAUAAUGGUGGGGAGGGAACUACCCAGCGGAGUGGCAGCGGUGGGGAGACCCUCCCCCAAGACGAUAUCUACCGCCUUUUAGAAAAAUGCGUCUUUGAAAAGUGGAAAGUUUGUAAAAGAAGGGCAAAAGGAAUAACCCAAAAGUGCAGCCCCAAAAGUGAUAUCAUUUUUAAAUACCUUUCGGAAAGGAAACUACAACUCAGGGGGGAUCGUCACAAGAGGGAACGUCAUCUCCCUAGUGGGAGGAAGCAACAGGAGGUUCAAAAUAACCUCGGGGGUGCCAAACAUGAAGAAGGUAAUGACCCUCAUUGGUGUGACUCUACUUAUGAGAGGGAGAAAGAAACACUCGGAGGGACGACGGAUCUUUCCUUUUUAUUGGCAGAAAGACGGGAAGUAGCCAACUUUUUUAAAACCUUCUACGAUGAAUACAUUUACAGAAAUAAAAAUAGAGCUUAUGUAAAAAAAUUGGUGAAGGAAAAUUUGGACAUUUGUUUUUUGUUCAUCAAAUUCUGCUUCUACCAUUUUUAUGGCCCUCAAGAGAAGGCAAAAAAAAAAUGCGUGAAGGGAGGCCAGCUGAGCAUAUACAAAUUUGUGUACUUAAAACAGAUUGAAGUGAUUAGAAAGGGAAAGAACCUCUCCCUUUACAACAUUUGCGUUCCAUCAUGUGUGUAUGUUUUUACUAAUUUGCUAAAGAUGAAUUAUGAGGGUACUCCCUUUCGACCCCUACGCGAGCGUAAAAUGGCUUCCCUGCUGAGGUACCUUUUCUACGCUGUUAUUCAUUACAAACUGAGGAAAAGGAGCUACGAUUUUUACAGGCAGGGUAGGAUAGGGGCAAACCACAUCUGCUACUUCACUAGAGGAGUUAUCAUUAACUCUUUGGUGGAUCUGUUUGAAAGGAAGAGGCAACAGGGGGGGGCAAUUUCCCAUUAUGGUCAUUCAGGCGAAGCAAAUCUGGAGAGGCGUACACAAAAGGUAGCAUUGCUACCACCACUCCAUAGGAAGCAUCGAAGGAACAGAAAAAUUCUAAAAGAUGUGCUUAACCGCAUGGACAUGCAUAUGCAUAUGCAACCGUUCACCAUUAUUAGUAGCAUCAAAUCUGACUGGCCACAUUUUAAAAGGUACUUGAUCCAGUUACGCAUGUGUUCGUACUACAGCGGGGCUACUCACGCGUACCCGGACGUGUCCUUCGCGCUGGUGCUGAAUUUUAAGCCGCUUCACCGGCGCGCCAGGGCGUGUGUGCCGGGGGGGGAAGCAGCAGCAGGAGAAGUGAACGAAGCAGACGAAGCGGACGUAGAGGCAGACGCUCACCGGGGGGGGAGCAUCCACUUCGCGCCAGUAAACAACGCGAACAGCAAAAGCAAGCUGCGGGGGAGGUCCAUCUUGCACUUUCCCUUCUCACACAGGCUGCUAAAAUACUUCGUUGAAAACAUCCCCCCUGGGAGGGAUGGCCAAGGGGGGCGCAAUUCCCACACCCUACUCCAGCUACUAUGUAAUCGCUUCUUCAAAGCGCUAAAGAGGUUGUUAUGGUACUAUUACACAGGUGAACAGAUAAAACGUAGCGCAGAAGUAAAGCGUAUUUUUAUUUUAUUAAAUCACGUUAUGGAUGUGUAUUACCUCAUGGCGUACGAGAAUAUGUGCUUCUACGUGGCUCCACAUGGAGAGUUUAUGCUCACCAACGAUUUACACGCUUCGCGCGAAUCCAGGGGAGGUAAUUCUAUUGGGGGGAAAAGAAGAGUCACCUUUCACCUGUACCAAAAUUGUGCUCUGUUCAAUUCAGCCUACUUUCUGUGGGAGGAAAUGAAGUACGGGGGGAAGAAUGGCUCGAUGCGUAGGCACCUUUCGCAUUGGAAGAAGGAUUUGUUUUUUUCAGUGCGUUUGGCGGAGUGA
Messenger RNA from Plasmodium vivax (malaria parasite P. vivax), 3222 nucleotides. RefSeq lists its product as hypothetical. The coding region runs from base 1 to 3222 and encodes 1073 amino acids. The record is from RefSeq and is a predicted model, not a curated record. The transcript has a single exon. NCBI's taxonomy places the organism in Eukaryota, Apicomplexa, Aconoidasida, Haemosporida, Plasmodiidae.